This is a messenger RNA of Rhizopus microsporus ATCC 52813, 864 nucleotides long. RefSeq lists its product as uncharacterized. Lineage: Eukaryota; Fungi; Mucoromycota; Mucoromycetes; Mucorales; Rhizopodaceae. Bases 1 to 864 code for a protein of 287 amino acids. The record is from RefSeq and is a predicted model, not a curated record. The transcript is spliced from 3 exons.
AUGUCAACACUUGUAAAUCGAAUGUUAUCUCAAAAGGAUAAACUAACCAUGAUUAAUCACUGGUUAAGUUCAAAAGAAGAAGAAGAACAACAACAGCAACAACAAAUGUAUUAUAAUAACACAAGCCCUCGUUAUUCGAUUGGUAUUCCACCUCCACCUUAUGAAAAUGUCGUUCAACAACAACCACCGAUGGAUAGAAAGAAGUAUAGUUUUUCAAGCAUGAUCUGGAAACGAGCUUCAUUCUCGAGCACAGUUUCGUCCGAAGUCAAGAUACCGGUGACAACUAUUGAUAAAAAGCAAGUUGAACAUGGUAUCACCCUCUUAAAUAUUGCAACCGACAUGAAUAAUAAUAACAGUCAACCGAUGGCCAUGGACCUUUACAUGAUGGGCUUGGAUAAAAUCAUGUCGGCAUUACCUUUGGAGUCUGAUCCUAAUGCCAAGUUGGCAUUAGAAAAGAAAAUAAGAGAGAUUCAGCAGAUGCAUCAGUUGGAUUUAAACUCAGAUAUGAUUGAAGAGCAAGAAGAACAAGAAGAUGAAGAUAAGCCUAUUCGAAAGCAAUUAUCUAAUUUGAUCAUCAAUGCUGCUGUCUUGGGAGCUGUUGCUUUAAAGAAGAGCCCAAUCCCUGACGCUGUAUCCGGUGUUGUCAAUUAUGCUGUUGAUAGUAUUCAAAGCAUAGAUGAAAAACAUCAAAUACGUAAACGUACCUGGGAUUUAGCUGCCACAGGUGUCAAUAAAGCCAUUCAAAUCGAUCGUCAAUAUGAAAUUCAUCAAUUAGUUUCUGAGGCUGUCUAUACUGGCUUUGCUGCCUUUAUUAAAGCUGGAAUGGCUUAUGCUGAAACUCCUGGUUAUGGUCAACAAGAUUAA